Messenger RNA from Medicago truncatula (barrel medic), 1236 nucleotides. RefSeq names its product ethylene-responsive transcription factor ABI4. Gene Ontology annotation, cellular component: nucleus. Gene Ontology annotation, molecular function: transcription cis-regulatory region binding; DNA-binding transcription factor activity. Lineage: Eukaryota; Viridiplantae; Streptophyta; Magnoliopsida; Fabales; Fabaceae. Gene Ontology annotation, biological process: response to stress; positive regulation of DNA-templated transcription. The record is from RefSeq and is a predicted model, not a curated record. The transcript has a single exon. The coding region runs from base 225 to 1226 and encodes 333 amino acids.
CUUUCUUUAUUCACUUACAAAGCAAAACAAUCCCUUUCAUUCAUUACUCUCUCUCAUAUAUAAAAAAAUAAACAAAAUUGCACAACCGCCCUAUUCCACCAUUAACAUUGAAACCACUUUCAUUUCAUCACAGAAGAAACAAUAACACUGAACGAGGUAACCAAGUAGUCACUCUCCAUCUUUUCUUUUUUCAUUCAUCUCUCACACACUCUUUCCUUUUAAAAAUGGAUUCACCUCUUCAUCAUGUUCAAGAAACCAAACCCACCGCCAACACCGUUGUUACUACCACUCCAAGUGAAACAUCUAACAACAGCACUGAUAACAACAGUAAUAACAGCAGCAGCAGUAACACUACCAACAACAAUAAAAGUAACCGUAAAUGCAAAGGUAAAGGUGGACCUGAUAACAACAAAUUCAGAUACCGUGGUGUAAGACAACGUAGUUGGGGUAAAUGGGUUGCUGAAAUUCGUGAACCACGUAAACGUACUCGUAAAUGGCUUGGUACUUUUUCAACUGCUGAAGAUGCUGCUAAAGCUUAUGAUCGUGCUGCUAUUAUUCUCUAUGGUUCUAGGGCUCAGCUUAAUCUUCAACCUUCAGCUUCUUCUUCUUCUUCUCAAAACUCUUCAUCUUCUUCUCGUAACUCUUCUUCUUCCAAUUCCAAUACUACUCUUCGUCCUUUACUUCCUCGUCCUUCUGGUUUCUCAGUUUACAAUAAUUUUGUCCCAUUUGGUGUUUACAAUAAUUUUCAUCAUCAUCACCAACCAGUUUUCUAUAAUAACAAUAAUGGUUUAGUUCAUUUUCAUCAUAACCCUCAUCAAGAAAUGGUGCAAGUGCAAGUGCAACAGCAUCAACAAUAUCAUCAUCAACAACUAAAUCAAGAUUUUGAACAUGCAAGUGGUGAUUCUGUUAAAUCAAUUACUUCGUACGGUCAGAAUAUUCAUAGUAGUCAUCAUCAUGAUCAAGAACAACAUGCACAAAAUGUUUUGAAUCAACAACAUGCACAACAUGUUUUGAAUCAGCAACAGCAGCAGAUGAAUAUUCAGAAUUGUGUGGGGUCAUCAAAUUUUGGUUCUCAAAAUAAUAAUGAUAUUGAUGGAACAGUGGAUCUGGAUCCAGUGGGUGAUUGUGUUGGUUCUCCAAAUUCUAUGUGGCCAGCUUUGACAAGUGAGGAAGAUUAUACAACUAGUUUAUGGGAUUAUAAUGAUCCAUUCUUCUUUGAUUUUUGAGAAAUUAAUU